AUGACUUUUCUGUAUUGGGUUGGGAUUUCAGGAAACAUAAGGUCUGGUUAUGCAAAUGGUGGGGGAUUUUUAGAAGUUCAUGAUGAAUGUGACAUUGGGGAGAUGAUCAAGAUCAUUUCCUUGGCUGUAGCCGCAACGUCUGUCGCUGUCCCCCAAGGCUAUAAUCUAGCAGCGCCCUCCGGAAGAGGAUUUUCCCAUGGCUCUCAAGGUGGAGGAGGAGGAUCCUUUGGUGGCAGUGGCGGAGGAUUCUCUGGAGGAAAUGGGUUCUCAGGCGGUGGAGGUGGAUUUUCAGGCGGGGGAGGAAAUGGAUUCUCAAGUGUUGGAGGCUCUUCAUCUGGACAAGGUUAUGGGGGCGGAGGUUCCGGAGGAGCCUGCAGAGAAGGAGAGAUCCUGCACGUAGAUGGAUCGUGCGUCGUUCCCAUCGUUACAAGAAAUGUGUUCGUUUAUGAUGCUCCCGAACAGCCUCAAGAGGAAAGCGGACCACCACCAAGUAUUCCGCCGCCAAGGGUUGAUCACAACAUCCUGUUCGUACGCAUUCCUGAAGAAGGUCCAGGACCCGAACCUAUCAUUGUUCCACCACCAAAACAGGAAAACAUUGUUUACGUCCUGAACAAGAGCGGAGGUGACGGAGGACAACGCGUGAUCGAGGUAACAGCUGCUCCUCCUUCAAAUCCUGAGGUAUAUUUCGUCAACUACGAAGAGGGAGAAAAUCCAACCCUUCCUAUUGGAGUGGAUCUUCAGACUGCUCUCCGGGCAGCUGCUGAAGCUGGCGGUCAGGUCAUUGGAGGGACCAGUGGUGUUGGAGGAGGAAACGGCGGUGGUUUUGGAGGUAGUUCCGGUGGUGCAGGAGGAUUUGGAGGCGGUUCCGGUGGUGUUGGAGCAUUCGGAGGCGGUUCUGGUGGUGCUGGAGGAUUUGGAGGCGGAUUUGGUAGCAGCGGAAGUGGUGCUAGUGGUCUUGGUGGAAGUGCUGGUGGUUUUGGUGGUAGCGCAGGUAGCGGAAGGGGUUCAGGCAGUGAUCUGUAUGGUCCUCCAUCUUAA
Molecule: messenger RNA, 1038 nt
Organism: Penaeus indicus
Lineage: Eukaryota; Metazoa; Arthropoda; Malacostraca; Decapoda; Penaeidae
Product: keratin, type I cytoskeletal 10-like
Exons: 3
Coding region: 1-1038 (345 amino acids)
Source: RefSeq, a predicted model, not a curated record